Messenger RNA from Eucalyptus grandis, 1281 nucleotides. RefSeq lists its product as uncharacterized. The transcript has 4 exons. Lineage: Eukaryota; Viridiplantae; Streptophyta; Magnoliopsida; Myrtales; Myrtaceae. The coding region runs from base 354 to 746 and encodes 130 amino acids. The record is from RefSeq and is a predicted model, not a curated record. Gene Ontology annotation, cellular component: mitochondrial membrane.
UCAUCCUGUAAAGUCAAUCAAUCUCUCUCUCUCUCUCUCUCUCUCUCGCCGGUGCUAAGCAUUCCGGAAACCUCAACGCUUGAAGAAAUUUCCGACGAAGAACGCCGGCAGAAUCACGAGGAUUCGCUCCAAGUCGAGUUUUUGACAUAUCGGGGCAAAAAGGAGCAUCGGCUCUUUCCCACACAGAAAUUUUUCGCUGAAACUGUACUCGUCCGAGUUUCGCGUGCUCGCUUGCGUGUUUUCAAGUUGGACGGCUUCGGUUUGCGUUGGGAUGCGCCCCUUCUGGGUGGAAACGGAUGUGGGUAGGCGUGUGUUGACAUCCGGAGACGAUUGGAUGAUGGGUCUUUGCAGUGAUGACGACGAUUGAGGCAAGGCGUGAAGACCCACCAAAGAAUAAGGGUGGGAUGGUGGGUGAGAGUUCGGGUGCUUCGUUCAAGAGAUGGGGCAGGAAGUAUCCCUUCGUCAGAUAUGGCCUCCCCAUGAUUUCUCUCACUGUUCUUGGCUCCGUUGGACUUGCCCAUCUCUUGCAAGGCAGCAAGGAUAUUGCAAAAGUGAAAGAUGACAAUGAGUGGGAAAUCAUCGAGGAAAGAAAAGCGCUGUCACGAACAGGACCAAUAGAAGCAUACAAGCCUAGAAAGAUCUCAUUAGAGGAGGAGCUGAAGGCUUUGCAAGAGAAGGUUAACAUCAAUGAUUAUGAAUACAAGAAACUUCCUCGACCGACUGAUGGCAAGUCUGGCCAGCAGUAAUUUAAAGAAAACAUGGGAGGAGCUAAGUUAGGACAGUUGUUUGUUUAUCUGGUUUUUUUGGGUCUGCAUAUUGCUGAUUUUGUAGGCUUUGUGAGAGAAGGUAGUCAUAACAAUCCCAUGCACAAGGGAACUUUUCAUCCGACCUUCGGCAUGGUCAAGCUAGCGGUGGCCUUCAAAGGAAAAAUGGCUUGUGACGGUUUCAAGGAUGUAGUGGCUGCUGAAACGUUCCCUCUUUGGCCUUCCACUCUCCUUUUGGAAUUUUUGCCCGCAAACUUGGCCCAGUUUUGAAUCUAUUAGUAUAUUAGUCACCUAGCAGAUGGAUCAUAUGCGAAAUGUUUUGGAUAGAAUCAGUUUGGGGAUGGUAAUCUGCAGUGUUUUUUUGUGUCUAUAAUACUUUUUGGCCUGACAAUAGUAAUCCCUCAAUAUGCUGUUUUUCUUAGAUGACUGACCUGAACUAAUUAAGUGAUGAGUUUGUGAGGGAACUGUAAUCAUCUUGACGACUUUGAUUAAAAUCAUACAAGACUUAGUUGUCUCA